Messenger RNA from Arabidopsis thaliana (thale cress), 1843 nucleotides. RefSeq names its product ribosome-binding factor A family protein. Gene Ontology annotation, cellular component: chloroplast. Gene Ontology annotation, biological process: rRNA processing. Bases 735 to 1382 code for a protein of 215 amino acids. The record is from RefSeq and is marked reviewed. Lineage: Eukaryota; Viridiplantae; Streptophyta; Magnoliopsida; Brassicales; Brassicaceae. The transcript has 5 exons.
GUUUGACUUUUAUAGAUUUGUGUUACUUUACAAGGCUUGUUUUGUUGAUGUUCCAUCUCUUUCAACAAACACUCUAAAUUGUGAUUUGUGAACAUCAAAUAAAUUACGUAGGUAGUAAGAAACAUAUUUGUUCUUGUAACGGUAACUUAAUUUGACUUUUUGUUACAUUGAUCAAUUUCCUUUUCUUCGCAAAACAUAGAAAAAAGAGACAAUUUCCUUUUUUCAAUGGAGCGUUUGCUUAUAAAUACUCCAACUCUCGUAUCUUCUUCUUCGUUGAGAAAUCAAAAUACCAUCUUUUAUCUUCUUCUUCUUCUUCUUCUUCUUUCUUUUUCAUACCUGCAAUUUCCCUGAGAGACUGAUCACUGAUGUGCUUUCGUUCUCUCGUGACAACAAUCUUCAAUCAAUCGAGUUCACUUUUUAGUUCGUGACUCCCUAAUUUCACACGAUCAAAGAUCUCGCCACCGAAACGCUUUCACCGAAGGAUUCUUUCAACGGCGGCGAAGGAGAUGAUUACACGACGGAGAAGGAUGCGCGGAAGACUAUGGCCAAGAGAGGGAUAGUGAAAUUAACGACCAGUUGGCAGAUUCGUAGGCUUUAAAACUACAAUUCGACUGCGGAGGAAGAAGACAAAUUUGUGUUUCAUCGAUCGAUCGAUAAUCAUCACCAGCGAGAACCAAGAGACCUUUUCAAAUCCAAAACAGAGGAAUAUAAGAGAUUAAGGAACCAUUGUGACGAUGCCUAACUUGCUCCACACCAAUCAAUCUCACUUCUUCUUCCUCCAUCAUCCGCCAAUCUACACCGUCAGUUCAAAGACGCAGGCUUUCCACUUCCCGCAAUCAAUGGCGCCGGUCAACCUCCGUACGAAUCUCUCCGUGCGCAGGACCGUACGGUGUAUGGCGAACCCGAGGAGAGUUAAGAUGGUGGCUAAGCAGAUAAUGAGAGAACUCUCCGACAUGCUUCUAACAGACACGGUUUUACAACACGCUGUCUUACCUGAAGCUGCACUUGGAGCUGACCGCUACCUCUCUUCUCUCACCACCAUUAGCGAUGUUGAAGUCUCUAAUGAUUUGCAGGUGGUUAAAGUAUAUGUAUCCGUGUUUGGAGAUGAUAGAGGGAAAGACGUUGCAAUUGCGGGGUUGAAAUCGAAAGCUAAGUACGUUAGGAGUGAGCUUGGGAAGCGAAUGAAGUUGAGAUUGACGCCUGAGGUCAGGUUUAUUGAGGAUGAAGCCAUGGAAAGAGGAAGCAGGGUAAUUGCAAUACUGGACAAAAUAAAAGCUGAGAAAGGAAGCGGUGAAGGGAAAACAGAACCAUCUGACUCAACAGAAGAUGAUCAAGAUUGGGAAGUGGAUGACCCCGACGAAGACAUAAUCUAUGUAAAGUAAUGGUCUGAAGCCGUUUAAGCAACGAGUGCAUAUUACUCUGAUAGAACGCUCCGCGUUGUUGGACAAGACUAAGGCGGAAUGGAGAACCGGAGAAGAUGAAUACCGAUGGUAGUUACUCAUUAUGAAGCCUGAAAGCUUCUUUGGUCCAUUACUCGGGGAUCUCUCCAACAAAUUGUUAUUUUGGAUAAUAUCAGUGUAAGGGUUUGGUCAUGAGCUCAAGUUUCUGCCUCGUUGUUUCAAUGUUUUGUCCUUGUUUGGUGUUACAGUUAAUGUCAGCUCUCACAAUGACUCAAGUAGAAAUUAACCGAUUCGGUUUCAUAUAUGCCUAGAUGAGUUGUGUACUUGUGUCAUUGGGCCCGUAUCUCAUGUAUGCAGUAACAUUUUAGGCCCAAACAAAAAUCAGAACCUAAUCCAUUGUUUAUGUUACUUAUACUACAUCGGUAUCUUAGAAAUUGGGCUUU